CAUAAUGUCCAUAGUGUCGGUGUAGGAAGGAUAACAAGGAAGAACAGCUGCAAUUCCCACUCACUUGUCUGCAACUUGAACGGCUUUUUGAGAACCCAAAACAGAAAAGAGAGAAGAGAUGAGAUGGUGAGGCAGAUAGGGAAGCAGACCUCAGGACCGGCGAGAUUGGUAUUGUUAUGCGUCGGGCUGCUGGGGAUCGGACUCAUUGCCGAUUUCUUCUGGGCUUCAUCUGCCCGCUUCAAUUCUUCUCUUUCUAUUUCCAACAACUGGUCUCCUCAUUCUUCCAAUGCCCCUGCAUUCGUCGUCCCCUCCAAGCAACCUGAUCAAUUGCCCUCAAAGCCAAAGGGAGAAAGUGUUGAAGAAAAGGCUCCUGUUCCUCAAAGGCUGUUAGCAGCUACUUUUGCUGAUUUGCCUGCUCCACAACUCAAAUGGGAGAAGAUGGCAGCUGCACCUGUUCCUCGUCUAGAUGGGGCUGCAAUACAGAUUAAGAAUCUUCUUUAUGUCUUUGCUGGAUACGGCACCAUUGAUUAUGUGCAUUCACAUGUUGAUAUAUACAAUUUUACGGAUAAUACAUGGGGAGGAAGAUUUGAUAUGCCAAAAGAAAUGGCACAUUCACAUUUAGGGAUGGUAACAGAUGGGCGAUACAUUUACGUGGUCACAGGACAAUACGGUCCUCAAUGCAGAGGGCCUACAGCUCACACAUUUGUUCUUGAUACUGAAACAAAUAAAUGGCGGGACAUGCCCCCUUUGCCACUCCCUAGGUAUGCACCAGCCACUCAACUUUGGAGAGGUAGACUUCAUGUGAUGGGUGGCAGCAAGGAGAACCGGCAUACUCCUGGAUUAGAGCAUUGGAGUCUUGCUGUCAAGGAUGGGAAAGCAUUAGAAAAGGAGUGGAGGAGCGAAAUACCCAUUCCACGUGGGGGACCACACAGGGCCUGUGUUGUCUUUAAAGAUCGGCUUUACGUUAUUGGGGGUCAAGAGGGUGAUUUUAUGGCCAAACCUGGAUCACCUUUUUUCAAAUGCUCACGAAGAAAUGAGGUGGUAUAUGGUGAUGUAUACAUGCUGGAUGAUGAAAUGAAGUGGAAAACGUUACCUCCUAUGCCAAAGCCAGAUUCACAUAUUGAAUUUGCUUGGACAAUUGUUAACAAUUCUAUAGUCAUUGUUGGAGGCACGACAGAGAAACACCCUGUAACCAAAAAGAUGGUUCUGGUCGGAGAAGUGUUUCAGUUUAAUCUAGAUACACUGAAGUGGUCCGUGAUUGGAAAACUCCCCUUCCGUGUGAAAACCACACUGGUCGGAUAUUGGCGAGGAUGGUUGUAUUUCACAUCUGGGCAGCGAGACAAAGGGCCGAGUGAUCCAGCACCUAAGAAGGUCAUUGGAGAAAUGUGGAGAACCAAGUUAAAAUUGAACUCAUAAUCCAUCUUGUCUUGAUAUUUUACCAAAUAUCUGCUCAUUGUUUAAAUCAUUGUUAUAUUGAUUAUUUUUUGGCAGCAUUCGUGUGGUAUAGGUAUUGGCAUCUUUUUCCCCAGCUGUAGUAUGUCAUUAAAGAUCACCAUACUCAGCAGGAAAUCAUUUCACAUAUGUAACUUUAAUGUAGGAAAAAGUAAUUAAGCCUAUAUUACUAAUUAUUCAUUUUGUCACA
Messenger RNA from Theobroma cacao (cacao), 1642 nucleotides. RefSeq names its product Galactose oxidase/kelch repeat superfamily protein. The record is from RefSeq and is a predicted model, not a curated record. NCBI's taxonomy places the organism in Eukaryota, Viridiplantae, Streptophyta, Magnoliopsida, Malvales, Malvaceae. Gene Ontology annotation, molecular function: protein binding.